ACAGAUCAACAGGGCCGGGUGAAACUAGUUGAGGUUCGCGAUAGUGCCGUUGGCAUUAGGAAAGAAAGCCCUUCUGCGAUCGCUGAUUCGACCCCCGAACGAUGAUGAUGAUGAUCAUGGUCAUGGUCAUAAUAAUAAAUAAUAAUAUGACCCGGUCAUGUAAUGUUCAGAAAGCAUCUAUCUAUCGAUUAUCAUCAUCAUCUCCAUUCUAUCCCUCGACCCUUCGCGGAAUCGCUCGACAUUGUGAAAGUCCCGCCCGUUCGGCAUGGGUUUGCCGAUGCGACGAUGAGAAAGGGAAGGGAAAAGUGGGCACCAAACAAACCCAAGCUCUGGCUCUGGUGUUGUGCCGUAAUGCCGGGCUAUGCAGACGGGAAAUGUCAUAGUGCAUGCGGGAAUUAUUCCGUGUUUUGGAACGGUUUUGAUAUCCCAAGAAUAUCUUGUCUCCUAACCUCGUUUAAAAACAACGGUAGGGUUGGGUUGAAGAUUUUUUUUUUUUUCCCUACUAGUAGUGAUAGCAGUAAUAAUAGUUCAGUCAAUCCCUACGGCGUAUUUGGGCUUUGCUUCCUUCCUGGUGAGGACCACGUAUGCUCCCCUCCCCUCCUCCAAAGGUCUUUUCCACCACUUAUCACCUACUAUAGUACUAGUAGUGGUAACCGUGUCUAGCCACCGACCUAGGUACCUUACUAAGUAGGUAGAUGAUUGAUAACUAC
Messenger RNA from Aspergillus heteromorphus CBS 117.55, 710 nucleotides. RefSeq lists its product as uncharacterized. NCBI's taxonomy places the organism in Eukaryota, Fungi, Ascomycota, Eurotiomycetes, Eurotiales, Aspergillaceae. The coding region runs from base 163 to 663 and encodes 166 amino acids. The record is from RefSeq and is a predicted model, not a curated record. The transcript has a single exon.